CGCGAAGAUCUUCGGAGGUUGCAGAAAAGAAAAAGGAACUUUUGUCUCUUGGAGGCGGUCCCCGGAGGGAUGGGGGGGUGGGAAACGGACCGGAAGUGACGAGAGCGAGUUCCGGUUGGCCGGACCCCAGCGGCGGGUGUGAGAGUCGGUCAGGAGCCGCUUCCAGGAUACUGAGAUCCGGAGAAGCCGGGGUCAGAGCGGGUAGCUCCUCAAGAAUUACUGAUCUAUGAAAUGGCAGAGAAUGGAAAAAAUUGUGACCAGAGACGUGUAGCAAUGAACAAGGAACAAUAUAAUGGAAACUUCACAGACCCUUCUUCAAUGAAUGAAAAGAAGAGGAGGGAUCGGGAAGAGAGGCAGAAUAUUGUCCUGUGGAGACAGCCACUCAUUACCUUGCAGUAUUUUUCUCUGGAAAUCCUAGUAAUCUUGAAGGAAUGGACCUCAAAAUUAUGGCAUCGUCAAAGCAUUGUGGUAUCUUUUUUAUUGCUGCUUGCUGUACUUGUAGCUACGUAUUGUGUUGAAGGAGCACAUCAACAGUAUGUGCAACGUAUAGAGAAACAAUUUCUCUUGUAUGCCUACUGGAUAGGCUUAGGAAUUUUGUCUUCUGUUGGGCUUGGAACAGGGCUGCACACCUUCCUCCUUUAUCUGGGUCCACAUAUAGCUUCAGUUACAUUAGCUGCUUAUGAAUGCAAUUCAGUUAAUUUCCCUGAACCACCUUAUCCUGAUCAAAUUAUUUGUCCAGAUGAAGAGAGCAUUGAAGGAACCAUUUCUUUGUGGAGCAUCAUCUCAAAAGUUAGGAUUGAGGCCUGCAUGUGGGGUAUCGGUACAGCAAUUGGAGAGCUGCCUCCAUAUUUCAUGGCCAGGGCAGCUCGCCUCUCAGGUGCUGAACCAGAUGAUGAAGAGUAUCAGGAAUUCGAAGAAAUGCUGGAACAUGCAGAGACUGCACAAGACUUUGCUUCCCGGGCUAAACUGGCAGUUCAAAACCUAGUACAGAAGGUUGGAUUUUUUGGAAUUUUGGCCUGUGCUUCAAUUCCAAAUCCUCUAUUUGACCUGGCUGGAAUAACAUGUGGACAUUUUCUUGUACCUUUUUGGACUUUCUUUGGUGCAACUCUGAUUGGAAAAGCAAUAAUUAAAAUGCAUAUCCAGAAAAUCUUCGUUAUAAUAACAUUCAGCAAACACAUAGUGGAGCAGAUGGUGGCUUUCAUCGGUGCUGUCCCCGGCAUAGGUCCAUCUCUGCAGAAGCCAUUUCAGGAAUAUCUGGAGGCCCAGCGGCAGAAGCUUCACCACAGAAGUGAGAUGGGCACACCGCAGGGAGAAAACUGGUUGUCCUGGAUGUUUGAGAAGUUGGUCGUUGUAAUGGUGUGUUACUUCAUCCUGUCCAUCAUUAACUCCAUGGCACAAAGUUAUGCCAAACGAAUCCAGCAGCGGUUGAACUCAGAGGAGAAAACCAAAUAAGCAGAAAAAGGUUCUAAUGGCAGAAAUUAGAAAUGAGUUCUGCCUUAAAUUGGGAGGACUCCAAACCAGGAAGGAAAAUACCCUUUUCCACCCUAUAUCAAUUUAAAAAAAAAAAAUGUUUUGUUUUGUUUUCUGAAAACAGUUUAGUCCAUAUUUUGCACUGACACACUUUUCCUUUGUGUGUUAAGGUAAGGUAUCCACCCUCAAUUCAAUCCAGCUUGUGUUUUAUUCAGGUGGAAUGUGAUGUUCAGCAGCGAACUUAACAGAAACCGGGCUUUUCUUUGUUACUUUCAGAAGGCCCACGUGGUACAAUUAAAGAAUUCCGGACACCAAAAACUAGUUCCUAAGUAUGUUGAGUAUGUCAAGCCUUUUAGGCUUGUCAGAAAUGACUCCUUUGUUUUUCUAAGUCAUUAAAGUGUGUAUAAAUUAUACUAGAUUGGAUAACGGUCUUGCAUGUCUAUCAUGGUAAAAUUUAUUUAAUCCUGCCCAACCCUUCCUCUCCUACCUUAAAAAAAAGGCCAUCUUAUGAUGCAUUGCACACCCUCUUGGGAAACUGAUCUUUAAAUUUUGAGACAGUAUAAGAAAAUUCUGAUUGGUGUCUCACGAAUGAGCUGACACCAUUUUUUAUUCUGUAUAUUUAGAAUGAAGUCAUGAACAAACUUUAUAAAGACAUCUUUGAUCAUUCCAAAA
Messenger RNA from Acinonyx jubatus (cheetah), 2142 nucleotides. RefSeq names its product vacuole membrane protein 1 (gene VMP1). The transcript has 12 exons. The record is from RefSeq and is a predicted model, not a curated record. Gene Ontology annotation, cellular component: endomembrane system; endoplasmic reticulum; membrane. The coding region runs from base 232 to 1452 and encodes 406 amino acids. Lineage: Eukaryota; Metazoa; Chordata; Mammalia; Carnivora; Felidae. Gene Ontology annotation, biological process: autophagy; Golgi organization.